Dunckerocampus dactyliophorus (ringed pipefish) is the source of this 3088-nucleotide messenger RNA. RefSeq names its product lecithin-cholesterol acyltransferase (gene lcat). Lineage: Eukaryota; Metazoa; Chordata; Actinopteri; Syngnathiformes; Syngnathidae. Bases 112 to 1428 code for a protein of 438 amino acids. Gene Ontology annotation, molecular function: phosphatidylcholine-sterol O-acyltransferase activity. The transcript has 8 exons. Gene Ontology annotation, biological process: lipid metabolic process. The record is from RefSeq and is a predicted model, not a curated record.
CCACUGCAUCGAUGUUUGGAUCGAGCCGCCCAGCCAUCGUCGCCUCUAUAUUGUCAGUUGGUUGGACUCUACCGCGAGAGGACUGCAAGCAUACACGCUCAAACAAGCAACAUGAGCUCAUUAGUGAAAGCCUGGCCUUGUGUGACACUUGUUCUCCUGCUGGGCCUUCAUCACGCUUCAUGUUUCUGGAUCCUCAAUGUUGUCUUUCCUCCUGAGACUAAAGCUCAAGCCCCAAGCAACAGCACACCACCACUGAUUAUUGUACCAGGGAACUUGGGGAACCGCCUGGAAGCUAAGAUAGACAAGCAGCAACUGGUCCAUUGGCUGUGCUAUAAGAAAACAGAUCACUGGUUCCCCUUAUGGAUUGACCUCAACAUGUUCAUGCCUAUCGGUGUCGACUGCUGGAUCGAUAACAUUAGACUUGUAUACAACCGGACGGCAAGGCGGUCAUUCAACUCGCCAGGGGUGCAGGUGCGGGUGCCAGGGUUUGGACAAACCUAUCCAAUUGAGUUUCUUGACAAUAACAACUUGGCAGGUUAUUUUCACACCAUGGUGCAGCAUUUAGUCAACAUUGGCUACACACGAAACGAGACUGUCCGAGGAGCACCGUAUGAUUGGAGAUUAACUCCUGAUGCGAAUGCAGAAUAUCUAAUGAAGCUGAAGGACCUGGUGGAACAGAUGUAUAACCAGCACCAGCAACCUGUUUACCUGCUGGGACACAGCAUGGGCUGCCACUAUGUUCUCUACUUCCUCAACAGUCAGCCUCAGUCCUGGAAGGACAAGUAUAUCAGGGGCUUCAUUUCCCUGGCAGCUCCAUGGGGGGGCGCUGUUAAAGUACUAAAAGUCAUGGCAUCAGGUGACAAUGACGGCAUCCCAAUGAUUUCCAACAUCAAGAUUCGGGAAGAGCAAAGGAUGACGAUGACAAAUCCCUGGAUGCUGCCAACAGAGAAGGCCUGGCCCAAGGACCACGUCUUCAUAUCCACACCAAACUUUAACUACACCAACCAGGACUACCAACGCUUCUUCAGAGAUAUCCAUUUUGAGGAUGGCUGGUACAUGUGGGAGGACUCCAAGAACCUGACUGCUGAGCUCCACCCUCCUGGGGUUGAAGUGUGGUGUAUGUACGGUGUUGGACUCCCGACACCAGUGACGCAUAUUUACGAUGAGGAAUAUCCCAACGCAGACCCCAUAGACUUUGUUUAUGAUGAUGGGGAUGACACAGUGGAUAGCCUCAGCAUGAGUCUUUGCAAACGAUGGGUGGGACAGCAGGAGAAGCCUGUCCACGUUACGGAGUACAGAGGAUUACCACACCUGGAUAUUGUAUUCCACGAAAAGGUGCUCAUUCAAAUCCAGCAAAUCUUGGAGGGUGUAUCAAAUACACCCAAAGAGGUUGAUGUCAGACCUGUACAAAAUAACACCAGCAUUUAGAAGUUCAAAAGGGGCUCAUCGCUCAUCCCAAUACGAGCAGGGAUAACAAAUUGUGUAAGCUUGACCCCAAGCCUACAAACAACAUUCCCUUUUCUAAACUGGCACAUUAUGUACAGUUCUGGUCACAAUUUAUAUAAUCAUUAUGGACAUAAAUGUCAUACAUUUUGGCCCUUAAUUAUUUCUUUUUCCAGGGUGGAAUAAUCAAUGAGUUUCCCCUCGACUGUAUGCUUUCUGUAGCCAUCAACAGGCUUCUAGCAUAAUUAUGGUAGGAUAUUUGACUUCGCUUCACAGAACUGGUAGAGUUCAUUUAAAGCAGGGGUAGGGAACCUAUGGCUCGGGAGCCACAUGUGGCUCUUUUGAUGACUGCAUCGGGAUCUCAGACAUUUCUUUACACGAUAAAAUUUUAAUUUGACAUUUUUAAGUAAAACAUUACAGAAAUCAGUGCUAAAAAUAAUAAUAUGUCCUUCCAAUACUUUACGGGUCAGACACCAAAACUCGAUUACUGGAUAAUGCAGUAGCCUACCUUCAUUGUCCUGUUGGAACCCAAUUGAGUCCAACUUCCAGCCUUCUAGCUGCUGUUUUGCAAUCACCGUAAUUUGAAGAUUUUGGAGGUAGUCGUCGUCCUCUGCAAGUCCAUCUACUUUGUGGAGUGCACCAGUGCCAGUGGCAACAAAAGAGCCUCAAAGCAUGAUGCUACCACCACUAUGCUGACAGUUACUACAGUGUUCUUAGGUUUGAAAGUGCUCAAUUGUCUUGUCCGAUUAUAACACUUUUGCCUGUGGGGAUUGCAGAAAAUUCUAAGUAAAUUCAAACUUGUGCAUCUUUUUCAUGUUUUUAAAAAGCAUUGAAAAUGCAUGUUGUAUUAUCAUCCACCCUGGUAAAACAACAGGUCAAAUAAAUCCUUAAGGACCUAAAAUAAAUGACAUCCAUGCCCAUAAGUGUAUUUAAACUUCUGACUACAACUACCGAUAUACUUGGAAGAUUUGAGCCAGGCUUUUUUUUUCCUGUUUCAGUGGAACCAUUUUGGAUGUGGAACCAUUUGUUGUAUGUGGCUUUUCUAAUAAUGAUUUUUGUUUUUGUUUUUAAAUCAAUGUGCUCAAUAGCAUUACUUGUUAAACAUGCUUACUGAAACUAACAAAGCUAUACAGUGUUGUCAUGCAUAACUACAUCCAAAGUAAACUCUGCAGCAGUUUGUCAUUGUGUAUGAUACAAUGUUUGUAAUAGGAAAGUAUACUGUAUAUUCAGUGCCUGGAAUAUGUCCUUGAUCGUUCAUAGGAUAUGGUUAUUCUGCCUUGAUGAACUACAUGCCCUGGCCAAAAGUCACCACGUGGAUUUAACUAAGCAAAUAGGGGUGGGGUUAUUUCAGCAAUAUGUGCUUAAAUGAGGUCAGGUGACUACCUGAAAACUGUAUACUGAAUGACCCAUCACAUGAUUUUUUUUUUUCUUCCCUGAUGACAAUUAGAUUUCAAUGCCAGGAUUUCUCAGUGGUUCAUGGCGCAUGGGACAUUAUUAGGGUUACCGCCAUAGAGUCCAGACCUGAACCCCUUUGAGAAUCUUUGGGCUGUGCAGCAGUCGGAUCAAUACAAAUACAAGUCACCAAUACAAGAUCUUGGUGAAAUAUUAAUGCGGUCUGGACAGGAAUAAAUGUGACAUUGCAGAA